Messenger RNA from Sphaeramia orbicularis (orbiculate cardinalfish), 1791 nucleotides. Its product is annotated as apoptosis regulator BAX-like. Gene Ontology annotation, molecular function: channel activity; BH domain binding. Gene Ontology annotation, cellular component: mitochondrial outer membrane. The transcript is spliced from 6 exons. Bases 258 to 869 code for a protein of 203 amino acids. Gene Ontology annotation, biological process: mitochondrial fusion; extrinsic apoptotic signaling pathway in absence of ligand; regulation of apoptotic process. The record is from RefSeq and is a predicted model, not a curated record. Lineage: Eukaryota; Metazoa; Chordata; Actinopteri; Kurtiformes; Apogonidae.
CCGCCCAUUGGUCCGUCUCACCGCUGCCGCCAUCAUUUAACAUCCGACUAACUUGAAACAACUUGUACUGUACUUUCGCUCUUGUUAUUUGCGAAUGUCAUCAUUUCGUGAAGGCUUGUUCUUUAUCCAGAAACGCUGUCACCGAGAUUUUAUGAUUUUGACUUUUGGAUUAAUUUUUAAAACUUAAUUCAUUUGUUUAGAGAGCGGGAUAAGAGAGGCGCGGUAGGUUUUAAAAGUUGGUGUUGCGUUUUUAAACCAUGUCGUGUGAAGGAAACGGCAUGUCAGAUGAACGGAUUGGAGAAGCCUUGAUCAAAGAGGUCAUAGAGGAGGAGCUGAAGGACGUAUCCUCAGAGGAAGUCCCGCCCCUCACCCCGCUGGCUGUAGAUGUAAAGACCGAGCAAGAGAAGAAAAUGGUGACCCAGCUGGCCAAGAUGAUCCGUAUCGUUGGUGACAAAGUCCAAGGUGACAAAGAGUUCCAAGAUUGCAUUGAUGGCGUGGCUCGUGCCCCCGGAUGCAGAUGGGAGAGGUUCAAACAAGUGGCUGACAAAGUGUUCGAACAAGGGAUUAGCUGGGAGAACAUCGCAGUGCUUUUCUACGUUGCAGGAAGGCUGGCUGUCAGGAUGGUGGAGGCUCACCUUCCACAGACUGUGAGAGAGAUCCUCACCUGGACUGUGGAAUUCUUCAGAAACAACUUAUUGGGCUGGAUCCGGGAACAUGGAGGCUGGAUUAACAGUUUCUCCGAUUUGGCCGUGGCCCAUGUGCGAAGUGUGUCAUCAAUGACCUUCCAAAGCUAUGGCCUCAUCAUCAUCUUCAUAGCAGGUCUUACACUGGGGAGUGUCAUCACCUGGAGGCUGACCAGACAGCACUGAGGGAAACUCACAAACACACCUCCAGUUACCUCCUCAUCUGGUACCAAAGAGAAGGGUGCUGACAACCAGAAGAACUCACCAAGCACAUAUAGAAGAGGUGCCAGAUUCAACUCUUAAGUUGAACAUCUCUGGCAUUGUUUCCCCCAAAGCAGUUUUACAAUAGGGCUGUAACUGAUGAUUAUUUCAAUAGUCAGCUAGUCAUAUUAUGAACUGCACAAAAAAAUUUAGCUCUUAUUUAAAUAAAUUUUCUUUCCAUUAACAAGGACAUUUGGUGCACUACAAUUAGAAUGUAUAACAAAGUUUGCUAAACAAACAACUAAAUACUCAAGAGUUAGAAUCAGCAAUAAAAUAAACAUUUUUCCUUAAACAAAAGUGCAUGAUGUUACGAAAGACUUGACGAUUAAAUUAGUCUUCGACUAAUUUUGCCGUUGACUAUUUGUCAACUAGUCAUGAGACUUACUCACCAAAGACUCAGUCAUUCAACUAGUGAGGUUUGAUACCAGCUCUAUGUAAAUGACUUUUCCUUGACACAUCUUUUACCAGUGUGACAAGACCAAAUCAGCCACUUUGUGCCUUCAUUGUAGAGUUUGUCAAUGUUGUCUGUAAAAUUGGAAAGUGAGUCUUUUUUAUGCAUUAUCAUACAUUUUUAUACUCAUGAAUCAUGUUAAACACAUGCUAUAUAUGACAGUUUUACCCAGAAUAACCAUGAGACAUAAAAUCCCUAACUAGCAAUGUCCAGUGUAUGCCUUUUGUUUGUGAGCAGUAAAUGGUCAGCACCACCACCACCCAUUUAGUAGCUAUGUUAGAAUGCUGUUAUUAGUUGCUUUUCCAUUGACCCUCAAAUUGUGCCACUAUAACUUGUGUAUAAAAAUUUACCUAAUGGAAAAACGACAAUUUCCCCAUAACUCUCGAUUUUUGAUUA